AUGGCUUGUUGGAAUGGGAAAUGGGCGGAUCAGAAGACCCGGACCCGCAACGAUACCCCUCCGGUGGCUUCCUUUGCCGAGAUCAUGAGUGAAGAAUUGGCUGAAGAUCUCCAAACUGUAAGUUGUCAUGUGUUUGACUUAUUUUGAUUUGUUUUUAGAAGGAUCUGGCUGAAUUUGAUGAACUUCAAGAAGCCUUGGAGGCUAGUUUGAAGGAGUUUGAGGACGAAGAGAUGGACCAAUGUGCUCGUGAUCGUGAGCUAGCGCUUCAACUGAGUGAGGAUCCGGAUUGUUCGGCUGAUAAGAGGAUGGCAUUGGAAUUACAAAGACAGUUUGAUCGGGAAGAUGAGAUCAAUCGACAAUUCGCUGAUAGUCAGGCAUCUGGAAGGACCACUACAGGUGAAUUAUCGAUUACGAAAUAAUGUUUAUUGACUGAUUUGUCUAAUUGGAGCUGUUUAAGCUGGGUUAAUACCUACACGACAUGAUUAUGAGAAGUUUGAGUUGGAUGAGAGCGAUGAGGACAGCUUCGAUGAAGAUGAAUGUCGUGAACUUGCUACUCAAGAUUACUAUGCUUACAAGAAGGAAACCUUCCCACCAUGUGGGUUUGUACGUAAUCAGAAUGGCGAGAUCAUAACCAAGCACAAUAAGGAUGUCAGCGAUCGACGCAACUGUCAACGAUUAUUCCAAGUACGAACUUUAUAUUAUUUUAGGUACCUAUUCUAAAACAUGAUGUUUUUAUGUGGUUUAAAAGUUAUUUUUUAGAGUUCCUCUGAUUUAAAAAGUGGCGAUCUUAUUGGAGAGAGAAUUGCCACCAAAAUUGUUAAUGAAUUGGAAAGAUUUGGCCAAACGGAGUUGAAAAGAAAGGCCAGAGUUAAGGAUAAGGACGAGAAGGCCAUGAGUGAUGCAUCCCUGGAUGCUAAGAGCCGAUUGAUUCUGCUAAAGUGGAUUAAUAAUGGUGAUAUCGACAAGGUGGAAGGAGUUGUAGCCAUGGGAAAGGUACAAUAUCGUCUAGUAUAGUAUAAUUUUACGAUGAUUUAGGAAUCGACUGUUCUUCAUGGUAUUCUGGAUGAACAAGGUACAUCGGAAAGAAGUGAUGUGGAGAAACACUUUGCCAUUAAAGUGUACAAACAAUCGCUGAAUGCUUUCAGAAACCGAGGAGAAUAUGUGAAGAAUGAUUUUAGAUUCAAGAAUCCUCGUAAUGUCCUCAAGAUCUGGGCCACGAAAGAAUACAUGAAUCUGCAACGACUCAAUCGUGCCGAGAUGCCUUGUCCACUUCCAUUUCAUGUCAAGAAGAAUGUUUUGUUAAUGAGUAUGGUCGGAACAAACGGGCCGGCCAAGAAAUUGAGAGAAAUAGAAUGGAUUGACGAUGAGGAGUUGAAUAAUGCUUUCAAUCAAGUCAGAAAGGUGAGACAAUAUACACUUGGACAUUAAAUUGUGUUCAGAUAAUCAUUAGGAUGUUCCGCGAAUGCAAAUUAGUUCAUGGAGAUCUGAGCGAAUUCAACCUCCUCUAUGAUAACAAGACAGUUUAUGUGAUUGAUGUUGCUCAAGCUGUAGAUGUCUCUCAUCCCCGGGCGUUGGAGUUCUUGGGGAGGGAUAUUGAGAACAUUCUGGAAUUCUUUGCCAAAUCUGGAUCCGAGAAUCUGCCGUCUUCCCAAAGUUUGUUUACGGCCGUCACUGACCUCGAGAUGGAUGAAACAAAAAGCCUAAUUCCUCAGGUCGAAGAGUUUGAACAUGAGAACAGGAAUGUGAAUAUGAGGUUGUUCAAGGCCAAUCCUUCGGAUUGCGAACUCUCCAGGAUGUAUUCAGAUCAGAAUUCACAGAAAGAACAGUAAUCUGGAUGUAAAAUGGAUUCAUAUUGUUAUAAAAACCUCUUAUUGUUUGCUAAUGCCAGUAAAAUUAUUUAAUUGUUAUUAUCCAAGACUACCUGAGUUGACCUUUCCGUCUGAUUGCGGAGAUCUGAUCUCUCGGCUUCAAACCUGGACUGACAUUUCAUUUCCUGUGAUCUCCGGGCUUUUCGAAACCUUGGGGUUUGCGUUGUAUUAUAUUAUGUGACAACUUUCAGAUCUCGUCUCCGGAUCGGCCAAAAAAGAAGAGCAAGUGAAGUAGUAAAGCAAAUCCCCUUAAGACUAAUUCAACUGGCCAGAACAGCCGUGAACAGACAGGCCCGUAUAUCGAUUCGAGUGAGUGCGUCCCUCUCCCCCGACCCUUUCCCUUUCCUUCUCGCCCAUGAAGAGAGAAAACAUCCCCCUUUAGAGAUUUCACCCUUUCUCGCCGCAAAGCAGAAAGUGGUGAGCCCUCGGCACGGCACUUUUUCAUCGAUUUUGUUUUAAUUUUAUGGCCCUACUCUCUCGGCUAGACCCUUCCCUGGCCAUCCGUUGAAGUGUUAUUGCGCAACGCUCGGUUUCUCUCCAUUGUUCGGCCGCCACUUCCGGCCGGUCGCGGCUUUGGGUUCUGCAUUGUAAACACGGUUUUCUUGUGUUUUAUUGUAAAAGUAGUCAGGUUGUUGGACUCGUGGCUCUGCCGCAGAGAUAUCCAAAGAAGGGAGAGCAGAUGGGGAUAAUCGGGUCAAAACAGGAAUCCAGGGCUUCUCCAGGAACGUUAGACUCUUUGCAAGGCCUUUGUCUACUCAAAAGCGUGAUUUAUUUUCAAUUAACCCCGUGUCUUUCUGUUUUUUUGGGUUCCAGACCUUCAUCCAGUAUAAUAUCAGCUGCUAAUCUUGUGUUGCCAUUUCAGCAAGCGCGGAGCAAGAAAUCGUUACUCCUCUCUAGGGCUCUGUUGAGCCUGAGGGAAUGGUCGAGUUCUGCGAACUCAUGAAUGCCAACAGUCGCCCCGAUCCCUCCGGGGCCUACCUGGCCCGGCCCCAUCAUUGGCCCCUCAGUGGCCUCGAUGAGCAUAUUGCCGAGUUGGACUUUGGGUCCUCCAUGAUGGAGGAACAGUCCAUGUUCUCGUCUAUCGGACUGGAUGUCGCCCUUAUCUCCACAGACUCCUUGGACAUGGAACAACUUCGGCAACGUUGUGAAACGAAUAAAAAUGAUUACAAGAUCGCUUUCGAGGACUCGGGCCAAUGGACGACGAGUGGAUUUGGGACGGGCGCCUCACCCAGCAAUGGAGCUACGACUGGUCUAGAAGAGUUCUCGUCGGAUGAGAGGACCAGCUGUGGAAACGAUUCUUUGGAAGCACCAAAUGGAAAUCUAACAACCUGGGGACGAAUCAAAAGUGUAGAGCCUUUCGAUGAUCAUACCAAGAGCAUGCCACAGGUGCAAUUAAGAUCUCCAUUACUCUCUUCCAAACGAGGUCGUCCAACAAGUCUGGUGGCCAACUUUAUCGGAAGACAAUCAACUUCAACGAGUAGACGGGAAGAGAGUUCGACCACCAGUGAAGGGAGAUUGGUCGAUGUAAAUGAAAAUGAAGUCGAGUACGAGUCGGCCAGCACUUCUAGAGGCCCGGAAACAAAAGCUCAGGAUCGUUGGACAAAGGCCCAUAAGAGCAGUUCCAGUCCGCCGAAGCGAAGUUUCAUCGAUUUGGAGCCCUCCGAGUCUAACAUCGAUCUCAAAUUUCUGCAUUUACCAUUUAAGGUGAGCUCCUUUGAGUUGUUUUCCUACUGUGUUUAGGUGCUUAGUCAUCAAAAUUGAACAAUCACAAACAAAAUUUAAAUUCGGUUUUUAUGAUGGAAGUAACCUUUGUUCAGAUCUUUAAUCCUUGAUAUUAAUGGUUAAUUUCAGCUUCCCAGUUUCUGUCGGACCUCGACACCUUUGGAUCUUCUACUGAAUGAAGCCAACUCCAAGGAUCGGCCCAGCGUUGCCCGUCUGAAUCAACUUCGAAAAGAACUGGACACGGAGUCGUGGUAUGGUCGCGAGAUGAAGGCUUCGAUCAGUUCCCCGAGUCUGGGCGUCACUCUGGUCGAGCCGGACUCUGGUCUCGGCCGCUCCAAUUCGGGUCCUCUUCACAUCGAAGAUUGGCCUUCGUUGUCACUGCUCUUACCAAAGUAGGUGUUGUAGACAGUUUUUGGCACCGAUUAUUAAUUCUCCAUUUUCUAUCCAUUUUAACUCUGUUUUUUAGAAAUGUUGUGGAGACUUGUUGUUUCUUCAAGAGCAAUAUGAGUCUCUUGGGAGGAAGUCAGCUCAAAAAGAAUGACAAAUCCCCUUGGCUUCAAUCCACCCAAAGCGAGAAGCCAUCCAAACCAGUUCAGACUGCAGCACAGAAGCCGCCGGCCCUGAGUCGAUCAUCCACCACCGUCCUCAAGCACAAUCGUCAUGUAAAACUAAAUGCGGCCGAACUGGCAAACAUCGGAUUGCCAUCUUACGAUGCCAAGAGACGCCUGGUCGAGUGUGCCGUGGAGGGAGUAGCGGGGAUUCUGCGAGGAGAGUCGAGUCAGUUGUUGUUCCGAGGUCUAGAACAACUCAUCGCCGACGGUCUCCUGUCCUCAUAUACCCCUUGGGAUGUUGUUCUUACAGCUACCAAGCCUGGAAAGGCCACUGGUUGGGUUCAUGAUCUGGUUGUAAAGCUUCAGAAGGAUGAGAAAACUCCUCAAUCUCAACUACAGAAAUUCUUGGAAGAACUUUUAAAGUAAGGUUUUACCCAUCAUAAUCGAAUUAAUAUUUAAUUUUUUGUAUUAUCAUUAUUUGUUCAGGUCUCACUCUCUGGAUGGAUGGUUGAGUUACGUAGUGAUGAAAGAAAGGGCCCUAUGCAAUAUGUACUCAGAAGAUGCUUUCCUUCUCCAUGCCUCCACCGCUUAUCGGAGUUUGUUUUGGCGAUUGAUCGAGAGUUUGGAACUUCUUUCGGUCCUCUCCAGAUGCCAGCAAGGUAAUCUUGAGGAGAGUUUCUUCAACCAGUACGAUGCCUCGAGGCUUCCAUCCGACUCCCGGGUACCCAAAAGCUCAUCGGUACCAGCGAGAUUAAGCGUUGUCACUCAAAGUAAGAAUUUAUCUUUUUGUUGGCUUUCUUACUCUAAGUUUUUCAAAAUGUUUGAGUUUUAGAACGAGGCUGGAGUUGCUCUUCUCUGCAACAACGAGAUCUUCCUUGCAGCUACUUGUUGGAUGAUGUGCUCACUCGUCCCGCCUCAAAGAUCCCUGUUGGAUUUUGUAAAUCCAAAGCCGGCGACUCUUCGAAUAGCUCCACUUUUUCCAAAUCCCGCCGUUCCCGGUCCCUGCUCGCCAAAGCCCGUGAAGAUCUUCCGACUAGUCAAUUCUCCCUUCCCCUGAGUAAAGGUGAGCCAGUCCGUGUUCUGGCUGUUCAGGACGGUCUGGCACGCGUAGCCAGACUUGAUUCUCGGGCUGGGCAGAUCUCCCUCGGGACUGUGCCCACCAAAUAUCUUCAGCUUUAA
Messenger RNA from Bursaphelenchus xylophilus (pine wood nematode), 5320 nucleotides. NCBI's taxonomy places the organism in Eukaryota, Metazoa, Nematoda, Chromadorea, Rhabditida, Aphelenchoididae. The record is from the annotation of a GenBank genome assembly.